GAUAUAAGAGCACAGCAAUUCAUCCAUCCCUGACUGCCUUUCCAUUACUAGGACAGAACAGAAACUCACGGAAGUGACAGGCAGGAAAAUGACAAUGAAUGGGGAAAUUAUGGGAUGUUGGCAGAAAAAACCAAGCAGCCUGAGGUGGAAGAAUAUAGUGGGAAUCAGGAAGUAAGGAAGCCACGAGAAGGAAACCAAACACAAAAUGCAGGAGGAGACUUACACACUAUCCAGAUCCAACAAGAAACCAAGAAGGAGAAAGGAAAGAAUGAGUCCCCAGUAUGUUCCAAAAAUGUCAGCAGUAAAUUGUGCUGUAAUGUACACCAGAGAAUUCACACUGAGGGGAGAACUCACAUUUGGUCAGAAUGUGGCAAAGCCUUUGAUGAGAGAACACAACUUGAUAGACAUCAGAAAAUCCACACAAGAGAGAAAGCAUUUAUCAGUUUGGUGCAUGGAAAGAUUCUCAGUCAGAAGGCAAACAAUGACUACCAAAGAAUCCACACAGGGGAGAAACUAUAUAAUUGCUCAGACUGUAACAAAGGUUUCAGUAAUAAAUCAGGUUUGCUUCAGCAUCAGAGAAUCCACACAAGAGAAAAUCAAUACAUAUGGAUGGAGCAAGGAGAGAACAAUAAUCAGAGUGCAUGCCUUACUUCACAUCAAUCAAUCAACUCAGGAAUCUCAGACUAUGGUGAGACCAUUCAUGAUUCAUUCCAACCUGCAAGGUAUCAAAUAAAUUCCACAAUAGAGAAAUCAUGUAAAAACCGUCCGAGUGGAAAGAGCCAUAGAUGGAAUGCAGAGCUUACUUCACAUCAAACUGUUCACAGGGGAAACCGACCAUACAACUGCUUGGACUGUGGUCAGAACUUUUGCAAUGCAUCAAACCUUGCUAGACAUCAAAGAAUUCACACGGGGGAGAAACCAUAUAAAUGCUUCGAGUGUGGGAAGAGCUUCGGUCAGAAGACAAACCUUAUUAGACACCAAGGAAUCCACACUGGGGCAAAACCAUAUCAAUGUUCGGAGUGUGGAAAGAGUUUCAGAUGGAAGGUGCAACUUAUUUCACAUCAAACAGUCCACACAGGAGAGAGUCCAUACCAGUGCUUAGACUGUGGUCAGAACUUUAGUAGUUCAUCAAACCUUACUAGGCAUCAAAGAAUCCAUACAGUGGAGAAGCCGUAUAAACACUGGGAGCACGAAACACACUUCAACCAGAGCACAAGUCUUACCUCUCAUGAAAAUGUCCACACAGGAGCAAAGCAAUAUCAUUUGACAGAGUGGGGACAGAGUGUCAAUCCAAGCCAAGAUGCUUGUGCCAUGCUGUGUCCUACCCAGCCCCAGUGCUCAAGCACUCUCUCAUCCAUGGUCAACAAACAUGACAAAGGACAGCAACACCCUUCACUGGAUGCCACUCAGUUUGUGAAGCUUUACUUUGGCGGUCUUCUUAAAAGUAACCCUGCGACCUGAAAUCCUUUCAGUGGAAAUGCUCAGGACUGAAUCCAGAACCUUUUAAGUGUGAAACCCUGAGCUACAGCCACCUCCUUGAUAUAGUUAGAAGUGGUCCUGUUGUGAACCUACUGCCGGUCAAUUUUGUUGAUGUCACUGUGCAUCCUAGUAGUGUGGGGGGGAAAGAGAUAAUACUCUUUCUGUCCACUUAUCCAAACUGUCCUUAAUCAUAUAAAUCUCUAUCAUGCCUCCCCAGUUGCCUUUUCUCUAAGCCCCAAAGCCAAACUCAUCUUUUCCUCAUAAGGAAAUUGCUCCUGGAUCAUUUUAGUUGCUUUUUUCUUUACCUUUGUCCAGCUUUAAGACAACAGCUUGGAUCCCACUUAACAUUUGCACAGGUGGAUUUCCAUUUGUGGAGCAUGACUUCCAUGCUUCCUCUCUGCCACGGUAACCAAAAGUAGUCCCCCCUCCCAUGCUACUCCUGGGGGCUUUGGGAACCACAGAACUACACAAACAGUCAUGAAGCUGCCUAAUAUUGAAUCAGAUCCAUCAGUGUCAGAAUAGUCUAUUCAGACUGUCAGCAGUAGUUUUCCAGGGUCUCAGGAGGCGGCCUUUCACAUCACCUAUCUGACCCUUUUAACUGGAGAUGCCUGGGUUUGAAACUGAGACUUUCUGCAUGCGUAGCUGAUGCUCUACCUGGGAACUGCAGCCCCUCCCCUAAUAGUUCGUGGAAGGAGUCAUAAGUCUACUGUGGAAGAGAGGAAUCAGCAAAAAUCCCCCCUUCUUUCCAUGGAAACAUUAUCACUUUUGAGAGAGUGACCAGAACGGCGCAGAAUAUUCCAAAUGGGGCAGUGCCAUACAAGGGAAUUAUUAUACUGUCUAUUUUAUUUUUAGUCCCUUUUCUAGUCAUCCUUAACACUGAUCUCCUCUUUUUGACUGAUGCUACACAGUGGCAGUGGCCGCCUUAUAAACUUGCGGAAGACUUUGCUUGAAUUGGAAAAGGGUGGUAGAAAAGAAGAGCCAUUUGCCUGAUGGGUCUUUUUAUUUAAAGAACGGUUGCCACUGCUUUAUUUGAUGAUAAAUGGCAUAUAUAUGUUAUCAUAAUGUUAUCUCAAUUUAGCUUGCUUACUUACGUUUGCUGUAACUGCUGUGCGGAGGAACAGAAAAAUUUCUCCCAUUUCCUAAAUCUUUGUCUUACAAAUGUACUUUCUCAAAGAAGAGGUUUUGAAACAAUAAAGGGCUUCUCAGAAGAUGUGUGCCGUGUUUAUCCCAAAUAGAAACGUAUCAUCUAGAGAAUUGGGGG
Molecule: messenger RNA, 2740 nt
Organism: Eublepharis macularius
Lineage: Eukaryota; Metazoa; Chordata; Lepidosauria; Squamata; Eublepharidae
Product: zinc finger protein 501-like
Exons: 2
Coding region: 115-1461 (448 amino acids)
Source: RefSeq, a predicted model, not a curated record